AUGGGGGGGGUGUGGGUAGUGGAUGGUUGGUUUGAUGGGGAGGGUGGGUUUGGGUUUUGGGAAUGGUGGGGGGGUUGGGGGUUGGUGUUUUUUAUGAGAUAUGUGGAGGUAGUGAGAGGGUGUGAGAGGGGGGGGGGGUUAUUGUGGAAUGGAGUGUGGUUAUGGUUUGUGUUGGUUGGAGGGGAUGGGUUGGGUGGGGGUAGGGUUAGUUUGUUGUGGAGUGUUUUUGGGGUUGGGGGAGAGGUUUGGGUGUUUAGUGGUUUGUGGGGUUUGGGGUAUGGGGUGUUGGGAUUUGGUGGUGGGGGUGUUGUUUGGGUGUGA
Messenger RNA from Knipowitschia caucasica, 321 nucleotides. The record is from the annotation of a GenBank genome assembly. NCBI's taxonomy places the organism in Eukaryota, Metazoa, Chordata, Actinopteri, Gobiiformes, Gobiidae.